Messenger RNA from Fusarium sp. VM40, 798 nucleotides. The record is from the annotation of a GenBank genome assembly. NCBI's taxonomy places the organism in Eukaryota, Fungi, Ascomycota, Sordariomycetes, Hypocreales, Nectriaceae.
AUGCGUUUCCUCUCAGAUGACAGAAAGGUCGACCCCAAGGCUGCUCAAAUGCAGGUCCUUGCUCUCGGCCUGUCGCGCUGUGCAACAUCCUCCCUUCAAGCAGCGCUCGAAUCCGAUGUCAUAAAGCUAGGCCCGUGUUUACACAUGGCUCAUAUCGCACCUCACGCGGACCGCGAGAGAAUUGUCAUCCAGGCUCUCAGGGAGCCCGACGCUGAGAAGAGGCAUAAGCUUCUUCACAAGAUCUUUGAUGGAUACUCCUCGACAUGUGACUUCCCCGGCUGGGCGUUUUCGGCUGAUCUUAUGGAUAUGUAUCCUGAUUCCUUGGUUAUCUUGAACAAGCGCAAGUCGGGAGAAGUAUGGCUCAAGAGCAUCGGCGACACGCUGCGCUUCUUUGGAACCUGGCGCUAUCUUCUUCCCACGUAUCUAUGGACAACAGAUAGACUGCACUACCAGAUCCACCAAGAGGCAUACGGCUGGGGCAAAAGAACCCUUGGUUUAACGGAUCUUUACUCUUCUGAGUUCUACGACGCAUAUUUUGCUUGGGUACGCAGCGAGGCGGAUAAGAGGGGCAUGAAGGUGCUUGAGUGGCAAGUGCAGGAUGGAUGGGGGCCGCUGUGCGAGUUCCUUGAUAAAGAUGAGCCGAAAGAUAGGCCUUUCCCGAACUUGAACGACGCGAAGGAAACGAAUUUUGUUAAGAAGAUUCUUAUUGCAAGGGGCUUGGUUUCGUGGGGACUUUUGGCUGGUUUGGGAUGGGCGGGAUGGAAGUUUGGGCCUGACAUGGUUGAGAAGUGGUUGUGA